GGCCCGGGCGGAGGCGCGCGCGCGCCCUGACAGCUCGUCCCCGGCUUCCCAGCACAGCAUGGCGGUCAAGGUGCAUACAACCAAGCGAGGUGAUCCUCAUGAGCUGAGGAACAUAUUUCUACAGUAUGCCAGUACGGAGGUGGAUGGAGAACAUUACAUGACCCCAGAAGACUUUGUCCAGCGCUAUCUGGGCCUAUACAAUGAUCCCAACAGCAAUCCAAAGAUUGUGCAGCUCUUGGCGGGAGUAGCUGAUCAAACCAAGGAUGGGUUGAUCUCCUAUCAAGAGUUUUUGGCAUUUGAAUCUGUUUUAUGUGCUCCAGAUUCCAUGUUCAUAGUGGCUUUCCAAUUGUUUGACAAGAGUGGAAAUGGAGAGGUGACAUUUGAAAAUGUCAAGGAAAUUUUUGGACAGACUAUUAUUCACCAUCAUAUCCCUUUUAACUGGGACUGUGAGUUCAUCCGACUGCACUUUGGACACAACCGGAAGAAACACCUGAACUACACGGAGUUCACACAGUUUCUCCAGGAGCUGCAACUGGAACAUGCAAGGCAAGCCUUCGCACUGAAAGACAAAAGCAAGAGUGGCAUGAUUUCAGGUCUGGAUUUCAGUGACAUCAUGGUCACCAUCCGGUCCCACAUGCUCACUCCUUUUGUGGAGGAGAACUUAGUUUCUGCUGCGGGAGGAAGUAUCUCACACCAAGUUAGCUUCUCCUACUUCAAUGCGUUUAACUCCUUACUGAACAACAUGGAACUUGUUCGGAAGAUAUAUAGCACAUUAGCUGGCACAAGGAAAGACAUUGAAGUCACGAAGGAGGAAUUUGCCCAGAAUGCCAUCCGCUAUGGACAAGUUACUCCACUAGAAAUUGAUAUCCUGUACCAGCUUGCAGACUUAUAUAAUGCUUCAGGGCGCUUGACUCUGGCAGAUAUUGAGAGGAUAGCUCCGCUGGCCGAGGGGGCCUUACCUUACAACCUGGCAGAGCUUCAGAGACAGCAGUCUCCUGGCUUGGGCAGGCCUGUCUGGCUCCAGAUUGCUGAGUCUGCUUAUAGGUUCACUCUGGGCUCAGUUGCUGGAGCUGUGGGAGCCACUGCAGUGUAUCCCAUAGAUCUGGUGAAGACCCGGAUGCAAAACCAGCGUGGUACUGGCUCUGUGGUUGGGGAGCUGAUGUACAAAAACAGCUUUGACUGUUUUAAGAAAGUCUUGCGAUAUGAGGGCUUCUUUGGACUCUACCGAGGUCUGAUACCACAACUUAUAGGAGUUGCUCCAGAAAAGGCCAUUAAAUUGACUGUUAAUGAUUUUGUCCGGGACAAAUUUACCAGAAGAGAUGGCUCCAUUCCACUGCCAGCAGAAAUCCUUGCUGGAGGCUGUGCUGGAGGCUCGCAGGUCAUCUUCACCAACCCACUAGAGAUUGUGAAGAUUCGCCUGCAGGUAGCAGGAGAGAUCACCACAGGGCCCAGAGUCAGCGCCCUGAAUGUACUCCGGGACUUAGGACUUUUUGGGCUGUACAAGGGCGCCAAAGCGUGUUUCCUCCGAGACAUUCCCUUCUCUGCCAUCUAUUUUCCUGUGUACGCUCACUGCAAACUCCUUCUGGCUGAUGAAAACGGACACGUGGGAGGUAUCAAUCUCCUGACAGCCGGAGCCAUGGCAGGUGUGCCUGCUGCUUCUCUGGUGACCCCUGCUGAUGUCAUCAAGACAAGGCUGCAAGUGGCUGCACGGGCUGGCCAGACAACAUACAGUGGUGUCAUUGACUGUUUCAGAAAGAUACUCCGGGAAGAGGGGCCCUCAGCAUUUUGGAAAGGGACUGCAGCUCGAGUAUUCCGAUCAUCUCCUCAAUUUGGUGUUACUCUGGUCACUUAUGAACUUCUCCAACGGUGGUUUUACAUUGAUUUUGGAGGCCUCAAACCUUCGGGUUCAGAACCGACACCAAAGUCACGCAUUGCAGACCUGCCUCCUGCCAAUCCUGAUCACAUUGGUGGAUACAGACUUGCCACAGCCACUUUCGCUGGCAUCGAAAACAAGUUCGGCCUGUAUCUCCCCAAAUUUAAGUCUCCUACCGUAGCUGUGGUUCAGCCCAAGGCAGCAGUGGCAGUAGCUCAGUGACCGAGGUGCAGGAGAGCAGCCCGGUACUGUGUCCAGUCAGCUGCAUGGUGCUGACUGCGCUGGGGUCAACCACUUUCUGUAUGACAUACAUGUAUUGUUUAUAAAGUGAUCAUUUGCCCAGGGAGAACCACAGUGCAGUUUCAAGCUUUAGUCUUACUCGUCGAAAUGUUUUCUGAGCCUUGGCAUGAAUUAAGUGUUCUAGACUCUGCUUUGCACAGCUUGUACCUACAGUGACUGUACAUAUUGUACAUCUUUGUACAGAGACACCUUGGCACCUCAUCCCAACAAAUCACAUUUAUAGAAAUAGAGUGCAGUUCUGAGUGGCUUGAAAUGUACAGAAUGUUUUAAGUGUUUUAUUAAGAAUCAAGUAAGAAUAAAUGUACUAAAAUUAAAUUCUUUUCUUAUUGGUGACUUAUGGAAGAAAUGCAUCAAUGUUGGGUGUAUCCCAUUUCGUUCUGUGUUCUGUUCUGGAAUACAAGAUAUUUGCUGAUAAAAGGCAUAGAGAGACCUAAUGCCCACACCAUUGAGGAAGAGAUGCUUUGAACAGGUGCAUGCCUGCGGAUGCCGGAGGACCAGCCAGUGACUUGCGUGUGCUGCUCUGUUUCCAUUUGUAUUUAACCAUGUUCGAUCCUCCUCCUAUUAAUCAGGAGCUCCCUGUCUUCGCACGUGUAAGGAAACAGUGGGCUCCGGCACUGCUCGCUUAGUUUUGCUUUCCUCCUAUGAGGCGAGGAAGGCCAAGAUGUUGAAAGAGUAAAGGAUACUUUGGAAGUUUCCCUUCAUAUGGUAUGAUUCCAAUCAAAAAUAAAAGCACACCAAAAUGUA
Nannospalax galili (Upper Galilee mountains blind mole rat) is the source of this 2917-nucleotide messenger RNA. It is a transcript of the gene Slc25a12, whose product is annotated as solute carrier family 25 member 12. Gene Ontology annotation, biological process: L-glutamate transmembrane transport; malate-aspartate shuttle; aspartate transmembrane transport. Lineage: Eukaryota; Metazoa; Chordata; Mammalia; Rodentia; Spalacidae. The coding region runs from base 59 to 2095 and encodes 678 amino acids. The transcript is spliced from 18 exons. Gene Ontology annotation, molecular function: L-glutamate transmembrane transporter activity; L-aspartate transmembrane transporter activity; calcium ion binding. The record is from RefSeq and is a predicted model, not a curated record.